Messenger RNA from Manihot esculenta (cassava), 798 nucleotides. RefSeq lists its product as uncharacterized. The coding region runs from base 104 to 421 and encodes 105 amino acids. Lineage: Eukaryota; Viridiplantae; Streptophyta; Magnoliopsida; Malpighiales; Euphorbiaceae. The record is from RefSeq and is a predicted model, not a curated record. The transcript has 3 exons.
CUCAGAUAAUGGGUCAAAAUGCUAAUAAUCAUAUUGAGGAAUUGAAAAUGGGGUUUUAUGGAGGUUUUAGGGUUCAUAGCGAGGGAAAGAGAGGGGAAAAAAAAUGGCAACUUGGGCAAUUGCAGGGAGAUCCACAUCUACAUUGAUGCGAGCAACAUGGAGAACCACCACUGCAAGGGAAUCAGCAACGGCAAGAAUCCGUUUAUCAGAUUCAGUUCGCUCAUGGACUCGGCCCAAUUUGACUCUCCGUCAAUCUCGAAUUUCCCCUUCUUCUCCAGUUGGAAGAUUUGUUCGGCGAGAAUUGAGCUCAGUGUUGCCUCUCCAUAGUGCGAUUGCUUCCGCUUGUCUCGUAUCCAAGCUCCCCAGUGAACUCAGCACCUCUGCCGAAGGUAGAUUUGCUAAUUAUCUUAGUCCCAUCUAAAGUGAAUGCUUGCAAUGGUGAAGAGUUUUCUGUCGUAGUUGAAUGACUAAUCAGUUCCUGUGCAGAAACUGAAAUUCAGGCCUUUCUGAGGUUGAUUGCUGAACAUUUUUGUGUACUUUAAGUUCUUAGCCAGUAGCCGACUCUGGAGUAAUCUCCCGAGACUCUCCUACUCUACCUUCUAUGGAAUUUGGUUUCAGAUGGUGGAAGGAUGAUUUUUAUUUUUGUACUCCUUGAAUAUCUUGAGAGUUAAAUUGGGAUGAGAAGCUGGUAAUAAUAGCUGUUGAUACUGUAUUUUCAAGGUUAGAAUUUUCACCACUUUUCUGCAUUUUGAUGUAGAGUUUUAAAAUUUGAAAAUGUGAAAUUUGACUUUAAGGGAA